This is a messenger RNA of Hipposideros armiger (great roundleaf bat), 3815 nucleotides long. It is a transcript of the gene PALB2, whose product is annotated as partner and localizer of BRCA2. The transcript is spliced from 13 exons. The coding region runs from base 156 to 3533 and encodes 1125 amino acids. Gene Ontology annotation, cellular component: nucleoplasm. The record is from RefSeq and is a predicted model, not a curated record. Gene Ontology annotation, biological process: double-strand break repair via homologous recombination. Lineage: Eukaryota; Metazoa; Chordata; Mammalia; Chiroptera; Hipposideridae. Gene Ontology annotation, molecular function: DNA binding; protein binding.
GCGGGUCCCGCGUGGUCCUGCUGGUAGCUCGCUGAGCGCGUCCCUGGCGCCCCGUUCCUUCCCCGGGCACCCCUGGGGCCCAGGGCCAGCCGGGGUCCUCGUGUCCACAGCCCUGGGGCCGGCGACGGCUACUGUUUCGUCCGGCCGCCGGCCCGAUGGAAGAGCCUCCCGGGAAGCCCCUCAGCUGUGAGGAGAAGGAAAAGUUGAAGGAAAAAUUGGCAUUCUUGAAAAGGGAAUACAGCAAGACACUAGCCCGCCUCCAGCGUGCCCAAAGAGCUGAGAAGGUUAAGAAUGCUGUUCAGAAAACGGGGAAAGAACAAGAUUGCUUGGUUCAGCAGGACGCUUCACCACGGCUAAACCACUCAGAGCAUAAAACUAAAGUUUCUUCUUGUGACACAUUACCCAUCAACACCCAUCUCCAUGAAGAAACUGGAGAUGCUGAGCCUGAGUCUUUUAUCCCUGGACGUGGCCCAGUGGAAGGGUCAGACACACAAAGAGCCGAUGACAUCCACGACCGUUUUGCCUCCCGGCUCAGUGGCCCUGAUGGAGAGAAAAGGGAGAGUAAGUUGCCAGGAAGAAGAAAGAAGCAGCAGAAGAGAACUUUUAUUUCACCAGAGAGAGACUCUUUCUCUGAUACCAAUUCAUUCCUGCUCUCUGGGAAAAGCCUACAGGAACCAGAAGACAUCACUAGAGAAAAUCCUAGGAUGCCCGCCACUGAAGUAAGAGCCUACUUUUCAAGUCCUAAGUCUGCUAGUCCAGACUCACCAGUCACAGAAACUAAGGGACAGAGUGUAUUAACUCCACCAGCUGCUAGACCACAAAGCGGUAUCAAUCCGCCGGGAAAAGGAAGGCAUUUCCACAGUGCGACCCCACUUCUGCACGCCCCAUCAGAUAGCAGCAGCAACCAGCACCUUCAGCGCAAGCCUCCUAGAAGGAUCUGGGAACCUAUUGCUCACGGUGUAAAAAACAUUAGCCCUACUCCACCUGGAAACUCAAGGGCACACGACAAAAGGAGUACUGUCUUUACAGGUAGCCCAGAGGUAAAUCAGGCUACAGGUGCAUGUGGCCAGCUGCCUAGCAGUCCUAACUUCGAGGCACAUAGUGCAUGUUCUGUAAAUGAACUCACUUAUGAUAACGUAGCUGUCAACGAAACUGAAAACUUAAAAGAACCAAGCCAAGCAGACAAGGGUUCAGAAUCCUCCAGUUAUGCUCUUGAAAAGGAAAGUCUUCAGGAAAAUGAGGUGCGGAGUCACCCCAAGAGCCAAGAGAAACAGGCAGUAAUCUCGCCUGUUUCUGGAGAAAAUCAAACACGUUCUUGCACAGAGCAGGAAGGGCCUCUUUUUCCUGCGGAAUAUUAUGUGAGAAUAACACGACACAUGUCAAAAUGUCAGAGGGAAGUGGCCAUGGAGCCUGUCAUUCCAAGUCAUCUGGGUGCCAGGAAGAAAGGGUUGAAACGUAAGAAUAAGGACGCUGCUAACAACGUGAACCUUUCUGGUGAAGAAGCUAACCAAACUGAAAUUCAGGUAUCUGACACACACGCAGGGCCGCCAAGUUCAAGAAGCCCAUUUCAGAAACUUCUCUCAUUCCUUGAAGUCACCUCGCCCUCUGAGCCCCCUAAAAACGACUUUUUUUCUAAGAAGGCGGUCACGCAGCCGUCAGGUAGAAGACACAGAGAAAAGAGAAGGGCGGUGCUCACUGCUCUGUCACGUCACCAUGAGCCUGCUUCCGGCACAUCAGGUGUUCCCAGCGUGGAGGAAGGUGUGGCCAAACACAGAGAUCAGAGUGAAAAGGCGAGAAUACAUGAUUUCCAGUUACCUGAUGAAGAUUUUGGAGCACUUAAGCUUGAAAAACUGAAGUCCUGCUCCAAAAAGCCGAGGGAGCCUUUUGGAUCCAAAGGGUAUGGAGGGAGGCAUCUUAAGGAUUGGAGCUGUGUUUUUCAGAAGGAACUGAGCCCUCAACCAACUGGCCGAGAUGCGGAGGACUUGGAAGAGGAGCUGACGGUUCUGCCAGGAAAAGCACACCCCAGAAUGCCAGUGCUGAAGAGCCAGCCUCAGGGGAAGGGCCUUUCCUCAUCCAUGCUCCUUUUCACCCCUUCCGGCACCCUGGCGCCUGACGAUAACGACAGGCCGCCAGCAGAUGCGUGCUCGCCCGCCCUGCCCCUCGUGGGCACGACUCCAGCUCGGGGCUCCCAGCCUCACUGGGACAGAGCGUCUGCAGAGCUUGUCGCACGAGCGCGCUCUCCACCCCGGCUCUCUCCCUUCAAGGCCACAGUCAGUCUUGCUAGUGAUUGUAAGCCAUGCGACAGUCACGCCAGCCCACCAGAGUUAGAUGGCAGCCUGCACGUGUCAGGACAGAAAGGACUGCCUUCCUCUGACUGCGAUUCUGGUUCCCAAGCCAUCCCUCUGCUCACUGAGUCAUUCACUUUCAAAGAAAAUCAGCUCUGUGCAGACACGUGCCUGGAAUCGUGGCGACGCCCCACCGAACAGACUGGGGUAACAGAUGUUCCUGCGUGUGACGGCUUAAACCCAGGCGACCUGCGGUUGGUUUCAAAGUUACAGAACCCUUCAGGGUCUUGCUCCGUGGAUGUGAGUGCCCUGUGGUGGGAAAUCGCGGGGCUGAAGGAGCCGUGCGUUGUAACUGCUUGUGAGUAUGCAGUUUCCCUUUGGAGACCGCUGGACACUCGCCAGUGGGAAGAAGUGCAUUCCUGGCACUUCACUGAGGUUCCUGUGUUACAAAUAGUUUCCGUGCCUGACGUUCGUAACCUUGUGUGUGUGGCUUUGGGAGAUUUGGAGAUCCGAGAAAUCAGGGCGUUGCUUUGUUCCUCUGACGGUGGAGGUGAAAAGCAGGUGCUCCUCAGUUCUGGAAACAUCCAAGCCGUGCUUGGCCUGACAAAGAGGAGGCUAGUCCUUAGCAGUGGGACGCUUUGUGAUCAACAAAUAGAAAUCACGAUGUUUGCAGAAGAUGGAAGAAGCAAAGAAAAACAGUUGUUGAUGCCCCCUGAAGAGCCAGUGCUAAAUUUUGCUGAGGUUCAAGGGAUGCAGGAAGCUCUGCUUGGCACCACUGCGAGGAACAACAUCGUUAUCUGGAAUUUAAAAACCGGUCAGCUCCUGAAGAAGAUGCCCAUUGGUGAUUCCUGCCAAGCUUCCGUCUGUCACAAGGCCUACUCCGAAAUGGGGCUCCUGUUUGUUGUUCUGAGUCACCCUUGUGCCAAAGAGAGCGAGCCGUCAGGAAGCCCCGUGUUUCAGCUGCUUGCGAUGAACCCUAAGACGACCCUGAGCGCGGGCGUGAUGCUCUACUGUCUUCCUCACGGGCAGGCUGGAAGGUUCCUGGAAGGGGACGUGAAAGGUAAUUUUGCAGCCGCCGUACUGACUUCUGGAACGAUUGCCAUUUGGGACUUGCUUCUAGGUCACUGCGCUGUUCUCCUCCCCCCCAUCUCGGACCAAAACUGGUCCUUUGUUAAAUGGUCGGGAACUGAUUCUCAUUUGCUGGCUGGACAAAAAGAUGGGAAUAUAUUUGUAUAUUUAGUAAGUUAGGGUGAGGUGAAAACACAGUGUCUGCCUAUAUCUGGCCUCCUAGUGCUUCCUGGAGUUGUAACUGUAAAGGAGAAUAUCUGAAUGACAUUUAAAGUGAUUCCUUGUAUUCAUUCAGACUGACUUGAUUCUGACGGUGCUGGGACUACUGAUCUCUAAUGUUUAUUUACACUUCAGGGAAAAGGACUUUACAGUGAUUUUUAAAAUUCUUCUCACUGGCACAUUUGCGUUAGACAGUGUAUAUAAAAGCUUCAAAUGUUAAUAAAUAUUUAUUUUGAUACAUUC